GUUGCUAUGGCGCCGGCAGUCCGGCGGGCGCCGGGCCGACUAGGCGGUUUGGCCAGAGGGAGGGGCUUUCCGGAGGCCCCGCCCCCGGUCCCGCCCCCGCCAUGCGGCCAGCCCCGACUGCGCUCUGUCUGCGCCUGUCCUUGGCCCUGGCCCUGAGCCUGGGCUUCGUCCGCCCCCUGGCUGUGGCCUGGGCCACGGCCCCGGCCCCCAUCUACGUCGGCAGCUGGGCCGUGCGGGUGACACAGGGUUACCAGGAGGUCGAGCGCCUGGCACGCAAAUUUGGCUUCGUCAACCUGGGGCAGAUCUUCCCUGACGGGCAGUACUUCCACCUCCGGCACCGGGGCGUGGCCCAGCAGUCCCUGACUCCCCACUGGGGCCACCGCCUCCGCCUGAAGAAAGACCCCAAGGUGCAGUGGUUUGAGCAGCAGACGCUGCGGCGGCGUUUCAAGCGCUCCUUUGCGGAGCCCUCGGACCCCUGGUUCUCCAAGCAGUGGUACAUGAAUACCCAGGUGCAGCCGGACCUGAACAUCCUGCAGGUCUGGAGCCAGGGCCUGACGGGGCAGGGGGUCGUGGUCUCCAUCCUGGACGAUGGCAUCGAGAAGGACCACCCGGAUCUCUGGGCCAAUUAUGACCCCCUGGCCAGCUACGACUUCAACGACUACGACGCGGAUCCCCAGCCCCGCUACACGCCCAGUGAUGAGAACCGGCAUGGGACGCGCUGUGCUGGGGAGGUGGCCGCCAUAGCCAACAACCACUUCUGCGGGGCGGGUGUCGCCUUCAACGCCCGGAUUGGAGGCGUGCGCAUGCUGGACGGCACCAUCACGGACGUCGUGGAGGCCCAGUCGCUGAGCCUGCAGCCUCAGCACAUCCACAUCUACAGCGCCAGCUGGGGCCCCGAGGACGACGGCCGCACGGUGGACGGCCCAGGCAUCCUCACUCGGGAGGCCUUCCGGCUGGGGGUGACCAAGGGCCGCGGCGGGUUGGGCACACUCUUCGUCUGGGCCUCAGGCAACGGUGGCCUGCACUAUGACAACUGCAACUGCGACGGCUACACCAACAGCAUCCACACGCUGUCCGUGGGCAGCACCACCAAGCAGGGCCGCGUGCCCUGGUACAGCGAGGCCUGUGCCUCCACGCUCACCACCACCUACAGCAGCGGGGUGGUCACCGACCCGCAGAUCGUCACCACGGAUCUGCACCACCAGUGCACAGACAAGCACACCGGCACCUCCGCCUCGGCCCCGCUGGCCGCAGGCAUGAUCGCCCUGGCUCUGGAGGCCAACCCGUUUCUGAGCUGGAGGGACAUGCAGCACCUGGUGGUCCGCGCGUCCAGGCCGGCGCAGCUGCAGGCCGAAGACUGGAGGGUCAAUGGCGUGGGGCGCCGAGUGAGCCACCACUACGGCUACGGGCUGCUGGACGCUGGGCUACUGGUGGACAUGGCUCGCACCUGGCUGCCCACACAGCCCCAGAAGAAAUGUGCCAUCCUGGUUGUGCAUGUCCCCACCCCCAUCCUGCCCCGGAUGCACGUGAAGAAGGAGGUGUCCGCCUGUGCCGGCCGCCACAACUACAUACGCUCCCUGGAGCACGUGCAGGUGCAGCUGUCCUUGUCCUACAGCCGCCGCGGGGACCUGGAGAUCUCUCUCACCAGCCCCAUGGGCACCCGCUCCACGCUGGUGGCCAUCAGGCCCCUGGAUGUCAGCGGCCAAGGCUACAACAACUGGAUCUUCAUGUCCACCCACUUCUGGGACGAGGACCCGCAGGGCCUGUGGAUCCUGGGCCUGGAGAACAAGGGCUACUAUUUCAACACCGGGACGCUGUACCGCUACACGCUGCUGCUCUACGGGACAGCUGAGGACAUGAUGGAGCGGCCCUCAGACCCCCAGGUGACCAGCAGCGCGUGUGUGCAGCGGGACACAGAGGGGCUGUGCCAGGAAUGUGACGGCCCUGCCUACAUCCUGGGCCACCUCUGCCUCUCCUACUGCCCGCCCAGGUACUUCAGCAGCACCCAGCCGGCAGUGACCGCAGGGCCUGGGCGCGCGGCCGCGCCUGCCCUCCGCGUGUGCUCCGGCUGCCACGCCUCGUGCUACACCUGCCGGGGCAGCUCUGCCCAUGACUGCACCGCCUGCCCCCCGCCCCACACUCUGGAUGAGCACCAGGGCUCCUGCUCAGGGCCGCCAUCCCCAGCGGCCACCAGCAGCCCUUGGACACCGCCUGCUCCAGCUAUUGCUGCCGCUGCCAGGCCCAAGCCCUGGUAUUGGUCCUGUUGACUGUGGCCUGUGAGCAGAAGUCUCCUCCUCUGCAGCGUCCAAGAGCUGCCCACUGUGGGCUGGGCUCCCGGUGCUGAGGGCCUUGCCCACCACCACCCCAGCCCCAGCUGCUGCUGGAACCUGGGGAUGUCCGUCUUGGAGCACAGAAAGCCACCUCCGCCUGGGCCCAAGUGGGCACUACUGCCCUGCCUCAGAAAGCCUUGGCUGGCCACCCACAGUCACUGGCCAGGGUGUGGGCUGCAUGGAACCCUGUGGCCUGGACCCAGAAGCUCCGAGUGAGAAAGAGAGAGAGAAGUCUUGGUGCAGGGGUGGGGUGGGAUGAGGUGGGAUGAGCAGAAGUCAGACCACAGCCACGGGUCCUUCCCUGUUGGGUCCAAGCAGCCCCGAGCACCACGUUCAACCUCAGAGUUUGCAAAUAAAGGUUGAGUCAAAGGUG
This is a messenger RNA of Ictidomys tridecemlineatus (thirteen-lined ground squirrel), 2703 nucleotides long. It is a transcript of the gene Pcsk4, whose product is annotated as proprotein convertase subtilisin/kexin type 4. Gene Ontology annotation, biological process: peptide hormone processing. Gene Ontology annotation, cellular component: Golgi membrane; trans-Golgi network. Gene Ontology annotation, molecular function: serine-type endopeptidase activity. The record is from RefSeq and is a predicted model, not a curated record. NCBI's taxonomy places the organism in Eukaryota, Metazoa, Chordata, Mammalia, Rodentia, Sciuridae.